Messenger RNA from Mercurialis annua (annual mercury), 1819 nucleotides. Its product is annotated as omega-hydroxypalmitate O-feruloyl transferase. Bases 254 to 1723 code for a protein of 489 amino acids. The transcript has a single exon. The record is from RefSeq and is a predicted model, not a curated record. Gene Ontology annotation, molecular function: acyltransferase activity, transferring groups other than amino-acyl groups. NCBI's taxonomy places the organism in Eukaryota, Viridiplantae, Streptophyta, Magnoliopsida, Malpighiales, Euphorbiaceae.
UGCUGUGAACCAAUAGACAUUUUUAUAUUUUUAAUUUGGGAAGGAUUUAUGAUGAGCAAUAGGAAGUUCAAAGCAGACAGAAUUGUAUUAAGAGAGAGAAAUCUUAGGACGAUUGAUCCAAGUGAAAUCUAGUUGUGAGGAACAUGAAUAAUAUCUCUGUUAACUGCUUCAGACCAACUAUUUGGAUGAAACCUUCCUGCGAUUUAGCUCAGUUUUCUUUACAUUUCCCAAAAAAUCCUCUCUUCUUCUACAAAUGCAGUUCCCUAAUAUGUUCUCUGUCACCUCAAUCAUGGCUUCUUCUUCGUCUCCUUCUGUUGUUCAGGAGCUGCAUUUCCCUCAUCUAAACAUUCCUGUAACCGUCAACCGUUCUAUUACGGUUACGCCUGCCGGACCUAUACCGGCCGCCUCCGGCGACAGCCUUUAUCUCUCAAAUCUCGAUGAUAUGAUCGGCGCCCGCGUCUUCACGCCGACUAUUUAUUUCUAUAGAGCAGAUUUCUUGAAUUCUGCUGGAGAUAUUGUGAUGAAAAAGUUAUGCGAUGCUUUGGCUCUUGUUUUAGUUCCGUACUAUCCUUUAUCUGGAAGGCUUAGAGAAACUAAAAAUGGCAAACUGGAGGUUUUUUUUGGACCAAAGCAAGGUGUGCUUCUUAUUGAGGCGUAUUCAGACUCGGCUUUAGCUGAACUAGGAGAUCUUGCUGUCCCAAAUCCUGCCUGGUCGCCGUUGAUUUACAGGUUCGCUAACGAAGAACCUUAUAAAAUUCUUGACAUGCCAUUGCUUAUUGCUCAGGUGACUCUUUUUAGCUGUGGUGGGUUUAGCCUAGGUUUGAGGCUGUGUCAUUGUAUCUGUGAUGGCCUUGGCGCUAUGCAGUUUCUCAACGCGUGGGCUGUAACUGCUCGGUCAGGCACGUUAGUCGCAAACCCUGAACCAUGUUGGGACAGGGAACUGCUUCAGCCACGUAACCCGCCGGUGGUUAAAUAUCCUCAUAUCGAGUUUAUGAGAAUAGAUGAUGGCUCUAGCCUAACUUAUUCUUUGUGGCAAGGGAAUCUUGUUCAGAAAUGUUAUCGGAUUAGCCGCGAGUUUCAAUCUCAGCUUAAAGCUGCAGCUCAAAGUAAUGGGAAAUUUGCCUGCUCGACUUUCGAUGCUAUGGCCGCUCAUAUUUGGCGAUCAUGGGUGAAAGCUAUUGAUGUCAAACCUCUAGAAUAUAAGCUUCGGCUGACAUUUUCUGUCAAUGCUCGUCAUAAGCUUAAAAACCCACCAUUAAAAGAUGGGUUUUACGGUAAUGUGGUAUGUGUAGCGUGUGCAGUGAGCUCUGUGUAUGAGCUUAUUAACGGGAAGCUUGCUGAUACUACCCUUUUGGUUCGUGAAGCUCGAAUGGGUGUCUCCGACGAAUAUCUGAGAUCAACAAUAGAUUACGUGGAGGUGGAUAGACCCGGCCGGCUUGAAUUUGGAGGGAAAUUGUCUAUAACUCAAUGGACUCGGUUCUCCAUGUAUGAAUCUGCAGAUUUUGGGUGGGGAAGACCAAUUUACGCGGGUCCAAUAGACUUAACACCGACACCGCAAGUCUCGGUAUUGCUUCCGGAAGGAGAGAGUGAUCCUAGUGGAAGAAUGGUGAUCUGCAUUUGCUUGCCUGAGCCUGCUACCACUAAAUUUGCAGAGUAUCUGUGUUCUCUUGAUUCAACUGAUGCCGAUGGUGUUAAUAUGAAAAAGCUGGUAUAUGUAAGGUGAUAAUUAGUUGGUAAUAUGCCACCAAAUACUUUGACUGAUUCCCACAUUUUAAAUACAUCUUGAGACUUUAUUUUGUGUCUAUAAGAUCAUUACACA